UUAAAAAUCAACUCAGUCUGAUUUUGACGAUUCCGAUAACGAUUUCUGGUGAGCCCUUUCUAUGGGCAAGAGAGGUGUCGGACGACCGCCAAUGAGAUAGGCGGUGCCACACCAAAAGAUGAUGGAAAGAACUAUUGUUAUACAAGCGGUGGUGGAAACAUCACAUGAGGGAAGUGCAGUUGUGGAAGAGGAAGUGGCUACGCCGACGAACACACAAUUGAAGGAUAGGGAUGACAGAACUAUGACACCGCGCAACAGCCCUAGGGUUAUCAGAGAUGCUUCUCCGAUUAGGGUUCCAACACCACAAAUUGGAGGGGAUGAAAAACCUAAAGGAAGAUUGUGGAGUGAUGUAAUUCAAGGGAAUAGAGAUCUCAAACGAGGAAUGGAAGUGGAAUUCAUAGCUUCGACGGUGGUCAAUGGUGAAGAUGAAGUUUCAAUUGAAGAUGCGGAUGUUGAAGAUGAACUACACUACUGGGAGAAUGCCUUGAUCCUAUUUGCUCUCAGAGAAACACUAUCAAUGAAUGCAGUCAAACGCUUCAUGGAGAAGGAUUACUGUAGGAAGCUUAGAAGAUAGCUCCAGUGUUUGUUGUAUUUGCUUUCGGUAGAAUAAAGAGAGUCUUGCUUUGAUAUGUAACAUCGGGGUUGGGGUCGUUUGAUUUUGAGAACCUUGUGCUCCUUGAAAUUUUAUGAGACUUUCCUGUUUGUUUUCAUUGUUUCCUUUUGGAUUUGAAUUAGGAAGCCUUAACAUAUUUUAUGAUGAUUUUGUUGAAGUUGAAUUAUCUCUUGGUAUUUGAUUUAUGUUAUAAAGAAGUUUUGAUAAUUAUGUUAUUCCGCUACGAUGUUGAAACUUUGUUGAUUUUGAAAUGCCAAAAAGGGCAAAAUGCCAAAAGGUCAAAUUAUAUUUCGUUUUCUUAUAUUUGUUGUAAUCCGUGUUACGGAGUAGGAUUAAUUGUUAUAUGAUGUCUUAUGAAUGUGUGACAGUCUUAAUGGGGCCAGUAUUUUUAAAUAAAUUGUCUAAAUUUACUUGCUAAUUUAUGUUUGUGGCUAGAAGGGUGUUAGACAUCCUGUCACUAAGCAGCUCCUCUUGGACUUUACAAAGAUUAUCCAUAGCACUUUCCAAUUGUUUUUUAAUCAUAUGGAAAGGCUUGAAUCCUUCCUUGAUAACUCUUUGCAACUUCUGAAAUUUCCUCCACACUCUGAACAUAGGUCUUCCAUUUAUAUCUUGAAUCCAAUUGUCGUCCACAGCUUUAAGGAAUCCUUCAGUCUUUGUCAAGUUAUUGGGAAAUUCGAAACUUAUGUUUUUCCUCUACACAUGCACACAGUUCUGCAGACAUAAAAGGGUAUGGUCUGAUAUUCCUAGGGCCAUCAUAGUCAGGAUACUCUCAGCAUUCUGUUGAUGCCAGCUAGUUUUCCCAGUGAGCCUA
Vicia villosa (hairy vetch) is the source of this 1424-nucleotide messenger RNA. RefSeq lists its product as uncharacterized. The record is from RefSeq and is a predicted model, not a curated record. The transcript is spliced from 2 exons. Lineage: Eukaryota; Viridiplantae; Streptophyta; Magnoliopsida; Fabales; Fabaceae. Bases 119 to 574 code for a protein of 151 amino acids.